This is a messenger RNA of Tachysurus fulvidraco (yellow catfish), 2441 nucleotides long. It is a transcript of the gene slc30a2, whose product is annotated as solute carrier family 30 member 2. The transcript is spliced from 9 exons. Gene Ontology annotation, biological process: response to zinc ion; zinc ion transmembrane transport. The coding region runs from base 288 to 1484 and encodes 398 amino acids. Gene Ontology annotation, cellular component: plasma membrane. Gene Ontology annotation, molecular function: zinc ion transmembrane transporter activity. The record is from RefSeq and is a predicted model, not a curated record. Lineage: Eukaryota; Metazoa; Chordata; Actinopteri; Siluriformes; Bagridae.
CACGCGCACUCUCACUCUGCGUCUCAGCGCUGCGCCUUUUGCACAAAAGCCUCAAGUUCAGCGCUGUGGCGCAUUAAUAACUUUCCUCGCUGCUCGGUUCACAGCGACGAUGUGGGAUUUGAUUCCGUGCGAUUAUUUUCACUUCUGAUAAAACAUGGACUGGAGGAUUGUUUAUCGCGUGCUGUAAAGGAAAGAAGAAUCACAUGUGCUUUUGUAAUUCAGCGCUCACCUUCUUACUCAUUUACCUGUGAUUAGCGAGAGGACUGGAUUACAGGCUGCUCUGUAGCAUGGAGGCUCGCGCGCAUUCGGAGAAAUCUCAUCUAAUUAAUGAGGGAAACAGCAAAACAUACUCUCUGAAACUUAACAGUGAAUUUCCAGGUUCCAAUGAAAGCUACCCGAGUCAGGUGUAUGAAAACGGAGAUGCCACAGGAGCCAUUGAGUUGAAAAGGCCCGUGGGAGCCCACUGUCAUGGAAGCAAAGCACAGUGGGAGGAAAACCGGGAUAAAGUGGUGGCUAAAAAGAAGCUGUACAUUGCCUCUGUAGUCUGCCUGCUCUUCAUGAUCGGGGAAGUGAUCGGAGGUUAUCUGGCCCACAGCUUGGCCAUCAUGACCGACGCUGCUCAUCUGCUCACAGACUUUGGUAGCAUGAUGGUUAGCCUUUUCUCCCUGUGGAUUUCCUCUAGACCUCCCACCAAGACCAUGACCUUUGGCUGGCACAGAUCAGAAAUUUUGGGAGCCCUGAUAUCCAUAAUGUCCAUCUGGAUCGUUACUGGGGUGUUGGUUUACCUCGCCGUUGAGAGAAUUGUAAAAAAUGAUUAUGAAAUCGACGGCAGAGUGAUGCUGCUGACUUCAGGGUGUGCCGUCAUGGUCAACAUCAUAAUGGCGUACAUCCUCCAUCACUCCACCAACCUUCACGGGAAUGACUCUGGCUAUCACAAGAUCACCGAGAAUGGGAUGAGUCCAGUGGGACAUGGCCACUCUCACAGCCUCCUGGGUAGCCAUGGGAACACCAGUGUCAGGGCGGCAUUCAUCCAUGUUCUGGGUGACCUUUUACAGAGUUUUGGGGUGAUGGUUGCAGCCAUCGUUAUCUACUUACGGCCCGAAUACAAAAUCGCUGAUCCCAUCUGCACCUUCCUGUUCUCUCUGUUUGUCCUGGGAACAACACUCACCAUCCUCCGGGAUGUGUUCCGCAUCCUCAUGGAGGGAGCACCCAGAGGAAUUAAGUUUAACUCUGUGAAGGAGGUUCUGCUCUCGCUGAAAUCUGUAAAGGCUUUGCACAGUCUGCAUUUGUGGGCUCUAACUAUAGGACAGCCCCUAGUUUCUGUCCACGUGGCCAUCGAGGAGAAUGCAGAUCCUCACAGCGUACUGAAGGAAGCCACAGAACUCCUGCAGACCAAGUUCGGCUUCUACGGCACCACCAUCCAGGUCGAGCCCUACAGUGAGGACAUGGCCUACUGCACCAUGUGCCAGGAUCCCAUAGAUUAACCUCACCAAGCAAAUCCGGUCUGCUUUAAAGUGUUUCGAUAGCGUGGGCUGCACUGUAAAGAAAAAAUAUUGAUGGUUCAUCAUGUGAAAAACCCCACUGAGGAGCAGCACGCUUGCAUGAGUGCCGAGUUCAACCUAAAAACUGCCAAGCAAAAGAUUUCUGAUGAAAGGAUCUCACCGCCUCGUUGACCAUGUACUGUCGUUUGUGUCGAUUCUAGCACUUUUGAUAAAAACUGAGAUAUUUUACUUAUAAGCAUCUCAGCAUUACUGCAGCAUGAUGAGCAAGUGGGGGUGGGGGUGGGGGGGUAAAAGGACCAAUAUAUAUAAAUUUGAAUAUUUUUUUAAAUAGUGCUGUACUUAGUGUAUGUCACAGAAGCUUCUAAGCUUUUACUCUAUCCCUCCUUUCCCCCCUCCUCAGUCAUCUGUUUUGGAGCUGAGAAUCUGAGCUUUCAGAUUUUAUUCUAAAUUGUUUAAAAUAAUAAUAAUCCAACUUGAAGGAGUGAAUAUGAAUAUUUCAUCAUGAAUACAUGAUGAAAUUAAAGUGUGGGAAUAGAACAGUGCACUAGAACCAAAAUACACCACCAUAAAGAGUAAUAUUCCUCUAAAAACGUUCCUCAGCCCAAACAAACGGAGGUGAAUUUAAGGCCGAAUGUCCGUUAACGUGUUCGCUUCUGAUGUGUCUGAUGUGCCCUGUUUUUGUGCUUCGUUACAAGUCAGUGUGCAACUUUGAAAAACUGUAAAAAUUCUUAAUGUGUGUCUGUGUGAACGUGUGUGUGCGUCUCUGUGUGUGUGUAUACUUUAUAUAUUUUACAUAUUGUAUAAAAGUCCUUGGUGUAAAUGUGUAACUGGUGGUACUGUGUGUAUCUACGUGUUCUCAUUUAUCACUACACAUUUAAUAAAGUCAGCUUUUUGUAAACCACGAUAAAAUAAAACAAGCGUCAAAUGAAAUCACGACUU